Messenger RNA from Colletotrichum aenigma, 486 nucleotides. Its product is annotated as ATP synthase subunit delta. The transcript is spliced from 5 exons. NCBI's taxonomy places the organism in Eukaryota, Fungi, Ascomycota, Sordariomycetes, Glomerellales, Glomerellaceae. Bases 1 to 486 code for a protein of 161 amino acids. The record is from RefSeq and is a predicted model, not a curated record. Gene Ontology annotation, biological process: proton motive force-driven ATP synthesis. Gene Ontology annotation, molecular function: proton-transporting ATP synthase activity, rotational mechanism.
AUGAACUCCCUCCGCAUCGCGCGUGCGGCUCUCCGAGCUCGCCCUGCUGCCAUCCGCGCUCCCCUCCAGCGCCGAACCUAUGCGGACGCCAUCAAGCUGAGCUUGUCCCUCCCUCACCAGUCCAUCUACAGCUCCAAGGAUGUCGUCCAGGUCAACAUCCCCGCCGACUCUGGUGAGAUGGGUGUUCUCGCCAACCACGUUCCCUCCAUCGAGCAGCUGAAGCCCGGUCUGGUCGAGGUCGUUGAGGAGAGCGGUCCCAGCAAGCAGUUCUUCCUCUCCGGUGGAUUCGCCGUUGUCCAGCCCAACUCCGUCCUCAGCAUCAACGCCACUGAGGGCUACCCCAUUGAGGACUUCAGCGCUGAGGCUGUCAAGUCCCAGAUCGCCGAGGCCCAGAAGGUUGCCAACGGCAGCGGCAGCGAGCAGGACAUUGCUGAGGCCAAGAUCGAGUUGGAGGUCCUCGAGAGCCUCCAGGCUGCCCUGAAAUAG